UUGAUGAUAAAAAUUUGAUUGAAGUAUUCAUGAUUAUAUGAUUACAUUUAUUGUAGAUUUAGACAUCUUUUUAAUAUGUUGUCAAGUGAUCAGCUGUUUCCGCUUUGUUAAUAUACAUAUACGUAUAGAAAGCCAGAAUAAGUCGUAAAGAAAGCCCGCCUAAUCUUUCUUAAUUAAAUCAGUUGUUACUUUCUGUGAUAGAUAUUCACAUAGUAAAAUGAUAAGUGUGUUAUGAGCGUGAAUAAACGCUAUUUCGUUCUUUAAUUUACGUUUUUUGGUUUAACGGAUAAUGUCAAGUGAACCGCGCGAAAUAAGCCCGUUGAGAAAUGCUGAUAACUUGCGCUCAACUAUACCGGAUUCAGGAAGUAACGACGUGGCCAAAGAAUCAAAGCAAAGUGCAACGAUUGAACAAAAAUUGGCUAACAAAAUGUUUUCUUAUGCUACAGAAAUAAUAUGUUUUAUUCUUGCUGUCAUGUUCACUGCAUUAGCUGCAUUACACAGCUCACCACCAAGAAUAUCUAAACCACCAUCGGCAAGACCAUUUUUCAAUCAAAGUUCCAUCGUUUUAGAUUUUUACAAAGGUCACUUAAGUGCUAUGAUAGACAGAGUCACAGAUAUAGAAUUUAGUUUUGUUAUGUAUUAUGCACCAUGGGAUGCAGAAAGUCAAUUGGUACGAGAUGAAUUUGAAAAAGUAGCUGAAUAUUAUUAUCCACAGAUAUUUUUUACUGCCAUUAAUUGUUGGCAUCCAAAUUCUGAAUGUAGAACGCAAUAUAAUAAAAUUCAAAGUUAUCCAGUUCUGAUACUUUAUCCUGCAAGAGAUUCAGGUAUACUGUAUAGAGGUAUACGUACUGCACCAUACAUGAUACGAUUUCUUCAUGCAUUUAUAAAUCCAAUUAUUAGGAUAACAAAUAAAAAAUCAAUAAAACAAUUGCUUGUUACUUAUGAUGCUGUAAUUGUAGGUUAUUUUAAUUUUACCGGAUUGGCUAACAGUCCAGGUUAUAAAGAAUUUUAUAAAGCUGCUAUAAGAUCAUUAGAAAGGGAUCCUAACAGAGAACAUGCAUUUGCUGUUGUAACAAAUGCAUUAUCUAGUCAAUCCAAUUAUGAAAUUACUAAAACACCUACUGCAUCUUUAUUUAUGUGGAAUGAAACUUUGAACUAUCCAGAUGAUAAAGAAUGGACGUCAGAAAAUAUAUUGAAUUGGAUGACCAGUUCAAUUCAUCAACCAACAUUAUGGCUUCAACCACCUGGAAUGAAAUCUCUUACUCUUGCACCAUAUCUUAAAGAAGGACCUGUAUUUUUUUUAUUUACACCACGUAAUCCUUUGCAUUAUGAAAAUUAUAAUUAUGAUCUGAUUAGAGAAAUUGGAUUACAAUACUAUAAUUGUGCGAAUAAUCUUUCAGUGAAAGAUAUUAUUUUGGGUCUACAAUACAAACGUUAUACAGCAAUGUCUCGUUACAUGAAACAAAAUGAUCAAUGUAACAAUCUUUUAAGUGAACAUGAAAUGAAAAAACAUGAGCCUACGAUCAGUGUUUCUGUACAACAGUGGAUUAAUAAUAGCUGUUGUGCAAAUGUUUUUAUGAAUAAAUGUUCUUUAUGUAAAAAGCAAACAUUAAAUUCGUUUGAUAAAGAAUUAGCUGUAUGUACUGCUAUUAAUGAACAAAAUGUUUAUGUAUGUAAAGAAAUAGAUAUUUUUAAAAUACCAAUAUCUGAAAGUACUCAAACUGAACAAGAAUUUUGUUGCAAUCAAGAACAUAUUUCAAUAAAUUUAGAUGAAAGUGUGAAUGUUAAAAGUUCAGAGUAUAAAUCGUCACAGUCUGAUGAAAAUGAUCAACAAUCUCCUACUGCGAUAAAACAUCAUUUGUUAAAAGAAGACUGUAAAAGAUGGUUUACAGGACAUAAAUAUCACAAACCAAUAUUUCCUCAAGUUUCUUUCAAUCAAUCUAACAUAAGUUUCAUCAAAUCUUUGUGCAAUAUAAAUAGGACAUUAUCUUUCAUAGCAAUUGAUAGUUUACAUUAUUUUCAUUUUGCUGAAGGCUUAGGAAUUGAUGUUUUGAAAAGAAAAGAUAAAACUGCUGCUAUCAUUUUAGAUGUUGCUCAAGAAAGUGAAUACGUUAUGCAAACAGAUUUUAAUAGACAUGCUGUUAUAGAAUUUAUAAAUAAUUAUACUCAAGGUUUUUUACAACGCACAUUACGAUCUGAUAAUUCACGUGGCUUUGUACACAAAUUUAAGACCAAGAUUAGAUGUGAUCCAAAAAAUACAUUGAAAAUGUGUAUACCAGAUUUAACAAGUGAAACAUUUUUAAAUACUAUCUUGGAUAAAACUAAAGAUGUGGUUAUAAUGUAUUAUUCUCCAUAUUGUGCAUUUUGUAAUGCAAUAUCUUAUGUUUAUUUAAUGGUAGCACAUUAUUUGUCUGCAAUGGAUCAUCUUACAUUUGUACGCAUAGAUGGAGACAAUAAUGAUUUACCAUGGGAAUAUAGUAUGAAUCAUUUUCCAUCUAUUUUAUUUUUUCCAGCAAAAAGGAAAGAAGACAGUACAGUAUUCCCAUUUUCUUUACCAAUUAACAUUCCAAAUUUACUUAAUUACGUAUUAGCAAAUUUAGAUGGUGAUUCACGUGUCGAAGCUUUAACAAAUAUUUGUUUGUUAAGUGCUACCGAUCCACCAGACAAAUGUAUCAUUCGCAUACGUUGGCUGUGUUUAGAAAUAAUCGAACAGCUUCUAUGUGAUUAUAGAAAAUUAAGACGACAUUUAAAUUUCAUUGAUCUAAGAACUGCUAGAAAUAAGAAAAAUAUUAUUUUAUUGAAAUUAGAACAUAUUAGGUAUAUUCAUUUAUUAUUGGGAUCAACCAUUGAUCUUGCUGAAGAUCAACAUAUUGUUCAUAUGAUCCGAAAAAAAUAUAGAAAAUAUUAUAGAAUUCUUAGGAUAUUAGAAUUAGAUAGUAAAAUUGUUUCUAAUAAAACAAAAAUUAUGCGAAUUGUACAAAAUACUAGUACUACUCCUAAAGGAAAAAUACUGAAAAAUGAAUUGUGAUAUCUA
This is a messenger RNA of Polistes dominula (European paper wasp), 3034 nucleotides long. RefSeq names its product thioredoxin domain-containing protein 11. NCBI's taxonomy places the organism in Eukaryota, Metazoa, Arthropoda, Insecta, Hymenoptera, Vespidae. The record is from RefSeq and is a predicted model, not a curated record.